UAUUAGAACUUAGUGUUGAUUUAAUGAUUUUAUUAAAAUUAUAUCGUUAUGUCAGUAAAUUAUAUCAAAUUUUUAAGGUCAAAUAAUAUUAUUAUUGUGUUUAAUACUUCGCCCACUUUUCACCUCACAUUAGAAACAUCCAUGCCACGUCAGUAGAUAGAAUCCAAUCCAACCAAUCAAACCUAUCCCGAGCAGAUAACCCAUUUCUCUAUCCAUCAUCCUUGCCCUGCUAUACAUUAUCUAAAUCCCUGACCCCUCCACAAACACGAACCACACAAAUCCCACCUCAGAUUUCUACCUUACCCACGUAUUAAACUCCAUCCAUCCUCUUUUUCUUCUCCAUUUUCGGUUCACAUAUACUCUGAAGACACACUAGGCAGUACUAAACUUCUUCAAUGGCUAGUGUCACCUCUGCUGCCGUUGCCAUCCCAUCGUUCACCGGACUUAAGGCUGCCUGUGCGACCACUUCAAGAGUUAGCAGCACCACCGCUAAGGUGGCUGCGUCUCCGGUCCCGAGGCUCGCCGUGAAGGCGUCACUGAAAGAAGUGGGUGCUGUUGUUGUUGCUACUGCAGCUAGUGCAAUGCUUGCCAGCAAUGCCAUGGCCCUGGAGGUCUUGCUCGGUGCUGAUGAUGGAUCUUUUCUUUUCAUUCCAGCCAACUUUUCAGUGGCUUCUGGAGAGAAGAUUGUGUUCAAGAACAACGCUGCUUUCCCUCACAAUGUUGUGUUCGACGAGGACAAAGUUCCGGCCGGCGUCGAUGCAGCGAAGAUCUCCAUGAGCGAGGAGGACCUCCUCAAUGGACCAGGAGAGACCUACUCGGUGACCUUGACCGAAAAAGGCACUUAUACUUUCUACUGUUCACCUCACGUGGGAGCAGGCAUGAAGGGCGAAGUGACAGUCAACUAACGUUGUUUGUAUGAUGAUUAAAAAAAAAAAUAAAAAUCUGAAUGUUAGUCGUUUCAUUUUUCUAUUUGGUCCAGUUGUUUUUGAAUUUUGGAAGAGUUAAAUAUGGGUCUUACUGUUGGGAUUGGAAAAUAAAUCGUUUAUGAACUUUAUAAUUUCAUUUUUGUGUAACAUUGUUGUUAUACUUGGUAGUGAAAUAUGAAAAUGGAAUGCUCAUCAUAAAGUUAAAUAUAUAUAUAUAUUUAUUCU
This is a messenger RNA of Ilex paraguariensis (yerba mate), 1151 nucleotides long. NCBI's taxonomy places the organism in Eukaryota, Viridiplantae, Streptophyta, Magnoliopsida, Aquifoliales, Aquifoliaceae. The record is from the annotation of a GenBank genome assembly.